UAUGGAGCAAAAAUCAAAUGAAAUGGAAAUGGCUAUGGUAAAUCUUGCCAAACCAGAAAUUAAUGACUAAACUGAUGAAUAUAAGGUUUAUACAAGGAGAUAUAUAAUGGCAUCAUUUUUUGCAUUCUCUACUGUAUUUCAUUUCUUAAUUUCUAAGAUUUGUUCCUCAAUGAUGUUUUCAACUUGUAAUCCCAUUGCAUCUGUUCUUGCUGCUGUUUAUGAUAUACCUACAUUUAUAGUCUCAUUAGCAGCAAAUGGAUUUCUACUCAUGCAUCCUCUCUUAACUUUUGUAUGUAAUUCAAUUAUUCUUAAAACAGAAACAUUUAUUGUCAAUCAAACAGAUAUUUCAAUUAGUCUUAAAAUUGGAUGUGCUCUAACUUUGUUUGGGGCUUUUAUUAGAACUGCUACAGUUAUUACAGAAAGGUUGUAUACUUUCACUAAAAUAUAGAUUUUAUACUGUUAUUUUAGGAUCACUUGUUGCAGGAAUGGGAAGACCUUUUAUUAUUAAUAUUCAAGCCAAUGUUGCAAAAGAAUGGUUCAGACCAGAGGAUAAAACUACUGUAAUGAUUGCCUUUUCCUUCAUUAUCACUUGUUCUAGUGUAUUUGGGUAUUAAUUUUAAAUACUUAUCAAAAGAGUUAUAAUACCAGGGUAAAUAUUCAAAGGAUAUCAAUAUGAAACUGAUCCAGAUGAUGGUAAAAUAUUAACCGGAAAACUUAUGGUUAUUGAAUUAGAAAUCUUUAGUGCUAUUUUAAUUCCUGCGAUACUUUUUUUUAGACCAAGUCCUCCAACACCACCUGGUGCUAUAAAUAAAUCAAGAGAUGAAUUUACUUAUUUACAAUCUUUAAAAAUGACAGCAAAAAAUAAAAACUUUGUAACUUUUAAAUCAUUACUUAUAUUAGAUUUUAUUAUUUAUUUGUUAUAGUCUAUUAAUGGGAGGAUUUCACGCAUUGGCUGUUGUAAUUUCAUAUUUAUUCAAUCCUUUUGGAUUCACACCUUCAUAAACCAGUUUUAUAUGUAUUAAUUAUAGUUUAUAAUAAAGAAAGUUCUCCUAUCAUUUGUGGAUUUGUUAGUUCAGUUAUGUAUUCAAUUUUAAUAAGAAAAUUUCACUUAAAUCAUAAGAAAAUUGUGUUAUUUAAUUUAAUUCCAGUUUUGGUUAGUUUAGGUUUAAGCUAUUUUGCAUUAAUGACUGAAAGUUUACCUCUGGUUUUGUUAUGCUAUUCAGUAUUACAAUUAUAUUUUAUAGGUUCUUGGCUUUUUUGUGAUUCCAUGUAUACCAUUACAACUUGAAUUAGCAUGCAAAGUCUUACAUCCGAUUAAUUAAACAAUAGCUGUAGGAUUUUUAUUGGCUGGAGUACAUAUUUGGAGUUUCUUUUUUGGCGAAAUUCUUUCAUUAAUUACACAUGAUUAAAAUAAGUAAUCUUAUUAAUUAUCUAUAUAUUAGAACAUAGGCUUUUUAUGGAUGCUUAUUGUUAUUCUUAUCUUUUUUAGCUGCAGCAAUUUGUUUUUCUAAAGUUAAAUUACCUAAAGAAGAUGAAGAAGAAGAAGCUACUUAAGUGAAUCAAUCUACUCAAGAAGGAAUAUGAAGUUAGAAUAAAUAAUUAUUGUUUUA
Paramecium sonneborni is the source of this 1610-nucleotide messenger RNA. Lineage: Eukaryota; Ciliophora; Oligohymenophorea; Peniculida; Parameciidae. The record is from the annotation of a GenBank genome assembly.